AYUACCACUGGAAAUUCGCGGAACGAUCGUGGAAGUGCAGAUCCCCGUGCAAGUGGACAGGCCCGGAUAAAAGAAAGCCUUCGGAAAACUAAUGCAAGCGUCUCAAAUAGAGGCAGUUGACGACGCGACGAGAAAUCUGCGCCUCAUGGUAAAUGAUAGGAGAACAGGAGCAUGUUUUCURAUAGACACUGGUGCAGACGUCUCAGUGAUUCCACGUACUUCGAUAAAUGAAACCAAAGACGAUACGUGUAAGUUAUACGCGGCAAACGGUGCAGAAAUAGACACAUUCGGAAAAAAACUUUUAAACUUAAAUCUUGGACUUCGUCGAGAUUUUUCAUGGAGAUUYAUUAUAGCGAAUGUUUCUAAAGCAAUAAUAGGCGCCGAUUUCUUACAUUUUUAUAACUUACUACCAGAUUUAAGAAACAAAAAAUUGUUGGACGGCAAUACAUUGCUUUCUAGGAAAGCAGAAUUAGGAGUACGCAGAUUUAACUAAACCAACUUCAAGAAAACCCAUCAGCCACACGGUGAAACAUUAUAUUACCACAAAAGGUCCUCCAAUAGCAGAGAGAGCAAGAAGACUAAAUCCGGAAAAA
This is a messenger RNA of Polistes dominula (European paper wasp), 593 nucleotides long. RefSeq lists its product as uncharacterized. The record is from RefSeq and is a predicted model, not a curated record. Lineage: Eukaryota; Metazoa; Arthropoda; Insecta; Hymenoptera; Vespidae.